ACCCGGUUCUCUGACCAGGAAACUUGACAUUUUAUCUGCAGUCACUUCCCGCACUGUGUGUCUUAUUUGCCGGGUGUGUGUGUCUGUGUGUGUUUGUGUGUGUGUGCACGUCUGAGGCCAAUGACCGCUGCCAGUCUGACUCUGGGAUUAUUAAAAUGAGUUUUUAUUUCAUGGAGCGUGGACCAUGAGUGAGGAGAAGGGAUAUUCCUACACUGUUUCCUGACUUUUAUUCCCUGACUCGGAAUGAGCUGCUGUGAUUGACGAACCGCGCCAUGGAGAUCCAGAAUAGUUUUUCUGCGUGUUGGCAGAGGUUUCUGGCGUGUUUUAAAAAGCCGGGUCAACCUGCAGGUGAGACCAGCUUCAGAGGGAAGAAAACCGACACGGUGAUUGAAAACCCGAUCGCUGAAAACACAGAAGUGGACUCUGCUAUUAAGAGACCUUUACCGCGGACGCCGGUGCAACCCGUGGACUAUUACAUCGCCCUGUAUGAUUACUCCGCCCGCACCGAGGAGGACCUGAGCUUCAACGCCGGGGACACUUUGGAGGCUCUGGACAAGAGUGCUGGGGAUUGGUGGUUCGCCAAAGCCCUCAGCGGGGUCUCAGCCUCCAAACAAGGAUACAUCCCCGCCAACUAUGUUGCACCUGUGGAGAGUAUUGAUGCAGAACCAUGGUAUUUUCCGGAGACCAAAAGGCAGGAUGCGGAGAAGAUGUUGCUGGCUGAAGGGAACGAACAUGGAGCCUUCCUCGUCAGAAACUGUGAAAGUCAGAAAGGAGAGCUCUCCCUCUCGGUGCUGGACAGUGGGAGGGUGAAGCAUUACAAGCUGAAAAAACUGGACAACGGUCACUACUUUGUGUCCAGGUCGAGAUCCUUUCUGACACUGAGGGAGUUAGUGGAGCAUUACUCCAAACAGGCUGACGGCCUGUGUGUGCGUCUGGGUGAACCAUGCAAAAAGAGCGAGGCCCCACAGACUCACGGUCUGUCCUACAACACUGUGGACCAAUGGGAGAUUGACCGCAACUCCAUCAAACUGCUGAGGAAGCUGGGAGCCGGUCAGUUUGGCGAAGUGUUCGAGGGCCUGUGGAACGAAACCACAGCAGUCGCAGUGAAGACCCUCAAACCCGGUACCAUGGAUCCUGAGGACUUCCUGAGAGAGGCUCAGAUGAUGAAGAGGCUGCGGCACGCCAAGCUCAUCCAGCUGUACGCCGUCUGCACCAUGGAGGACCCCAUCUACAUCAUCACAGAGCUGAUGAAGAACGGCAGCCUACUGGAGUACCUCCAGAAGGACAAGGGGGCCACGCUGCGUUUCUCUGACCAGAUUGAAAUGGCCGCCCAGGUGGCGUCAGGCAUGGCCUUCCUGGAGCUGCAGAACUACAUCCACAGAGACCUGGCAGCCAGGAACGUCCUGGUGGGCGAGAACAACAUCUGCAAGGUUGCUGACUUUGGCCUCGCCAGAGUCUUCAUGAAAGAGAAUGAGAAUGUGUACGAAGCCAAAGAAGGAUCAAAGUUUCCCGUGAAGUGGACCGCUCCAGAGGCCAUCCACGACAACAAGUUCACUAUAAAAUCUGAUGUUUGGUCCUUUGGGAUUUUGCUGUAUGAGAUCAUGACAUAUGGUCAGAUGCCUUACCCAGCCAUGACCAACUACCAGGUGGUCCAGAGGGUCCCCCAGGGCUACAGGAUGCAGUGCCCCCCCAACUGCCCCAAAGUCAUGUAUGACAUCAUGAUGGACUGCUGGAAGGGGAACGAACAGGACCGGCCCACGUUCGAGACCCUGCAGUGGAAGCUGGAGGACUUCUUCGACCUGGACGUGACCUCGUAUGACGACGCCAGCCGUUAUUAGCAACACUCCAAAAAAACAAAAACAAACAAAAAAAAAAACACACUCUGAAUCAAAAUCAAACUCACUUCAAUACAAACACGAACUAAGCUGAUAUUUUUUUAAUGAAGCAGGAGAUUCAAAUGUAAUUUUAAAAAAAUCCACUCAGCCAAAUGAAGGAUCUAAAAUGUUUUGACAUGCACAUGGUAGAAAACUGUGACUGUGACUGACACACAGCUGUUUGCGACACUCCUGGUGUCUCUUCGCUUGACAACUGAAUGCACUUUCCAGACAGGCUGUACAUGUGUUCAGCCUAACGCUUCAAAAGAAAAAAAAAAAACUCACUCGACUGGAAGAGGCGUCUUUUCAGCGCAGAUGAAAAGCUGCUGUGUCCAUCCUGAGGAACCGGUUCUUCUCGCACUCGAGCGUAGGGCACAUUGUUUCCACUGCCGAGCUUUCACCGGAGGAUCUGAGUAAUGUUCGCCCACUGGCUCAGUCUGCAGAGUGAGUGGAAAGACUGAGCUCAUUCCUGAUCGCAUACGUACUGUAACUAUCUGAGGAGAUCUUACCGUCUUUAGCCCCAACAGAUUAUCUCCUCAUUUACAAACUGCUACUCUUUUUCUUACAUAAAACAUGACAUCACUCGAGAGUCGGGUCCACGCCAUUCGAGCUUUUCUCUUCAGGCCACCGUAGCAGGUGCUACAACAGAGAUGAAAACAAAAGAACAUGGUCAGGUUUGUACGGAGUCCCACAGGUGUCAAAUUUACAUUAAAUGAUAUUAACAUUUUGCCAAUUAUUUGAAGCUGAAUAUAUUGUUUGUUUUUGUUUUUUGUUUUUUUUGUCUGAGCAACAUUGGCAUUCAUCUUGAGUAGAGUUUGUGUCCUUUUAGCUUUUGUUUUGGUCUCUACUCUCCCCUGAGGAAAACGAUCUGACUCUUUAGCUGCUAAACGUUCCACUUUAUUCGCCAGCGAGUCAUUAGCUGUUUGUGCCGUUUGGUGCUGGACAGGUGGUGUAUUCUUGUUUUAGAAAAACCUGCACAUUGUGGCUGGAAAGGAAGAGACCAAUGAGUAAAUCAAAAAGUUUCAGGCCAUAAAAUCAAGAAAAUUUGCUAAAAGUUGUUGGUUUUUUUGUUUGUUUUUUCCAUUUUUAAUAUGAAAUAUUGAUUUGAGGAAUAUCAAAGAUGACUUUAAAAAUCCAAAAUACACCCAUUUAAUUCCAUCCAAAAAAUCCCCCCAAUUUUUUUUUUUUAUGGUUUGAGAACUUUAACUUUCACAAGAAGACUCAAAUAUAAAGUGUAGCAGCCGGAGCUGAAGUUGUAGGUUGUCGUGUUUUCUCCGGUCAGGGUUGGGGAGCAGCACUCGAAGUCUUGCUGUCGGUUAGCUGCACGUUUACCACUGUGUAGCCUAAUGCUAAUGUACUGCAAAAAUAAACAGGGAAAGUUGCACAAUCUAAUCUAGUUCUGAUUUUGGAUGGAGAUACGAGGAUGUGCUUCAGAUUUUACCCGUUAAACGUUGUUGUAUUAUGUUUGACAUCCUGUAUGUUGAUGGUUGUUUAACACUGUGCUCUGUUAAAUUGUCGCACAAGUUAUUUUGAGUGUAUUUCUUCUUGAUACUGACAGGGCCACAUGGUUUUAUUGGCUUACCAAGAGUUGCUUGCAGCCCUGAACAAUGUGACUUUCCUCAGUAACUACCACACGGCACAUUUAAUCAGACGCUCGGACACGUUUACCGAAGAUGUCAAAUCAGCUGGAUUAUCUCUCUUCCUCUGAUGUUUUUAGUAUCUUGAACAAGCUCCUGUUAAUUGUACAUUAUAACCAUGCCAGUGUUUAUAGGUAAUCAUACUGUAUUUUAUUGUAAUUAUCCUUUUAUUCGUAAGAUAAUUAAAUGAAUUAUAUUUAGUA
Seriola aureovittata is the source of this 3714-nucleotide messenger RNA. RefSeq names its product fyn-related Src family tyrosine kinase (gene frk). Gene Ontology annotation, molecular function: signaling receptor binding; ATP binding; non-membrane spanning protein tyrosine kinase activity. Gene Ontology annotation, cellular component: extrinsic component of cytoplasmic side of plasma membrane. Bases 273 to 1838 code for a protein of 521 amino acids. The record is from RefSeq and is a predicted model, not a curated record. The transcript is spliced from 8 exons. Gene Ontology annotation, biological process: cell differentiation; cell surface receptor protein tyrosine kinase signaling pathway; innate immune response. Lineage: Eukaryota; Metazoa; Chordata; Actinopteri; Carangiformes; Carangidae.